AUGCCUCUCCCUACUAGGCAAGACACCGCAUCCUCUCGGUCGUCCACAUCGACCAGCAAAUCCAACUCUCCAUCUUCGCCCAGCAGCAGCGGCGGCGGCCAAGUGCGACAAAUCAUCGACGACCGAUACGUUGACCCAGACAGGCUAAAGAGUUAUAUGAAGAAGAACUUUGCACAAGGGACCUGGGCUGUUCAGGCCAAAUUGGGCAUCAUCACCAUCACUGCGCCGCGACUCAUUCCCAAGGAGGACUUCGCCCUCUUUACAGUGGGCAGUUACUAG
Messenger RNA from Exophiala dermatitidis NIH/UT8656, 279 nucleotides. RefSeq lists its product as uncharacterized. Bases 1 to 279 code for a protein of 92 amino acids. The record is from RefSeq and is a predicted model, not a curated record. NCBI's taxonomy places the organism in Eukaryota, Fungi, Ascomycota, Eurotiomycetes, Chaetothyriales, Herpotrichiellaceae. The transcript is spliced from 3 exons.